AGACACACAGUUCCUGUCCUUGGAGUCUGGUCAGGGCAACAGACAACCCAGCAGUUAGCACCUGUGAUGAGCACUGUGGUGGGUGAGCAGGAGCUCAGGCCUUGGGAGCACAGAGGAGGUAGCACCUAGUCCAGCCCCUAGUCCAGCCCAGGUGGAGUCACAGAGGGCUUCUCAGAGGAGGCAACUUUUAAUCUGUGACUGAAAGAUGCAUAAGAUAUCUGGGAGGAGAAAUGAUGAAGCUGGAGACUGGAGCAGAGACGCCCUCAUGCCUGAAGACAACUGACAUGAUCAGAGACUAUGCAGUGAUACAAGCUUUGGAUUCACAGCUGGGGUCCUUCUGUGCUUUUCUAAGACUCUCACUUUGGAGCUGUGUGUGGGGGACCCAAGUCCUGAGCUCGGAGCCAUUUUCUGGCCAGGGCAUUCUCCUCCCUUCUCCUCUGCCCUUGGAGGAGACAUCGUCAGUGCCCCAUGGCUCUGGGAGGCAUGUUCAGGAAUGCGGCGGCCAUCUAUUUGCACCUGGUGGGGCCCUUCCGGGGAAAGAAGUCUGGAGCUUCGCUGGCCCGGUGUUUGCAUCAGACUCUCGUCAUGACCAAACAGCUGCAGGCUCGAAGGCUGGACGGGAUCGACCACAACCCAUGGGUUACCCACCCCUGACGAAGAUCCUGGCCAGUUUCUUCGGGAAGUUGCUGGGACAGGACAUAGACCCGCUCAAGAACGUGCUGGUGACUGUGGGUGCCUAUGGGGCCCUGUUCACAGCCUUCCAGGCCCUGGUGGACGAAGGAGACGAGGUCAUCAUCAUCGAGCCCUUUUUUGACUGUUAUGAGCCCAUGACACUGAUGGCAGGGGGUCGCCCUGUGUUUGUGUCCCUGAGGCCGAGCCGCAACCAGGAUGGGGAACUGGAUUCCAGCAGCAACUGGCAGCUGGACCCCACAGAGCUGGCCAGCAAGUUCACGUCUCGCACCAAAGCCCUUAUUCUCAACACACCCAACAACCCCCUGGGAAAGGUGUUCUCCAGGGCAGAACUGGAGCUGGUGGCCAGCCUGUGCCAGCAGCAUGACGUGGUGUGUAUCACCGACGAGGUCUACCAGUGGCUGGUCUACGACGGGUGGCAGCACGUCAGCAUCGCCAACCUCCCUGGCAUGUGGGAACGCACCCUGACCAUUGGCAGCGCUGGCAAGACUUUUAGUGCCACAGGCUGGAAGGUGGGCUGGGUCCUAGGCCCGGACAGUCUCCUGAAGCACCUGCGCACUGUGCACCAGAACUCCGUCUUCCACUGUCCCACACAGGGCCAGGCUGCAGUAGCCCAGAGCUUUGAGCGGGAGCAGCUGCACUUCGGCCAACCCAGCAGCUACUUUGUGCAGCUCCCACGGGCCAUGCAGAGCUGCCGUGACCACAUGAUACAAAGCCUGCAGUCUGUAGGCCUGAGGCCCGUGAUCCCCCAGGGCAGCUACUUCCUCAUCACAGACAUCUCGGAAUUCAAGAGCAAGAUGCCCAACUUGCCUGGAGCUGUAGAUGAGCCUUAUGACAGACGCUUCGUCAAGUGGAUGAUCAAGAACAAGGGCUUGAUGGCCAUCCCGGUCUCCAUCUUCUACAGCGUGCCACAUCAGAAACUCUUUGACCACUAUAUCCGCUUCUGUUUCACGAAGGAUGAAUCCACGCUCCAGGCCAUGGACAAGAGGCUACAGAAGUGGAAGGACGAGCUCAGGCCCUGACGUCACCCCCUGGGCCUGGCCCUGCCUGGUCCCUGCGCACUCUGCAGGGCUCUGUCUUUGUCCAGGUUUCAGCCAUUCCCAGCUUGGGGGUAGAUGGUACUGGAGGAUCUCUUCUCUGUAACACAGAAUGACCUCAGGGAAGAGCCCCCCCCCCCUUUUGGUCUUGGGGGAGUCAGGAGCACUUCCCCAUGGUGCAUAGCUAUGUUCCUAUUGCAGAGGUGAAGGAGGCCUGACCGGGGCCUCUCCCUGGUCCUACCUGUGCUGGGCUAUAUGGUCUUGAGUCCCCUCUGGCCUCCCCAGACUCAGCUGGGACUCAGAGGGCAGAGUUCAAUAGUGUAUUGGCCUUGGGUCUCAGCCCUGGCCCCAGCCAUGCACUGGCCCCAGCCAGGCCUCAAGCAUCCCUCCCUUUCCUUAUCCAAGCUUGAUUUUGGAAAGUUGCCCUCAGGCUUGACUCUUCAAGCCAGUACUUUUGCCCAUAAUAAAGUUUUAAGUUAUUCAAACUGU
Molecule: messenger RNA, 2216 nt
Organism: Balaenoptera acutorostrata (minke whale)
Lineage: Eukaryota; Metazoa; Chordata; Mammalia; Artiodactyla; Balaenopteridae
Gene: KYAT1
Product: kynurenine aminotransferase 1
Exons: 14
Coding region: 231-1712 (493 amino acids)
Biological process (GO): biosynthetic process
Cellular component (GO): mitochondrion; cytoplasm
Molecular function (GO): L-kynurenine:2-oxoglutarate transaminase activity; pyridoxal phosphate binding
Source: RefSeq, a predicted model, not a curated record